AGACAUAUUAACAACAUGCCUUAUAUUUAAUUGUACUCUGUUUGUUAUAGUGUUCUGGUCCAUCCAUGGAGCCUACAAUAUUUUCCAAUGACAUUAUCCUAACGGAGCAUGUUACAGUUCUGCGGCAAAAGAUUAAAAAGGGAGACAUUGUAGUGUGUCGAUCACCAACUAACCCAAGACAAUACAUAUGCAAACGUGUGGCAGGUCUUCCUGGUGAUAAGAUUCAGAGGGGGAUAUUUUCUGAAGUAGCUGUCCCCAAAGGUAAUGUGUGGCUUGAAGGUGACAACAAAACAAACUCAACAGAUUCUCGAACCUAUGGACCUGUACCAUUAGGUUUGUUGCGUGGUAGAGCAAUAUGUAAAGUCUGGCCUUACAGUGACUUCCACUUCUUCAGUGACAGAUGACACAUCCUGUUACCUGUUUGUAUCUUCAGUGUUAUGAUAAUUUUUUAAAUGCUUAUUUAUUUUCAAUUGUAAGUAUCAUAAAAUUACAGUAACUGAAUUAUUGAAUACACAUCUGAAUAUUUUCUAACUGUCAUGCAUUUUUUCAUUAUGAUCAAAGUUGCCAGAGCCAGUAAACUACACUAGUGUCUCUUGUACGCAAAGAAAGCCUCAAUACUGAGUAUUAAUCUCACUAUUACCUAAUUGUACUUAAUGUUACAAUUAUAAAGUAUAAUUUUCAAGAAAAAAGUAAUACCUUAUGGGAGCACAAAAUAGAGUUGGUAUAAAAGAAAUAGGGUGAUUUAGAAGUAAUCAACAGGCAAGUAAUUCAGAAAUGGGAAGAUAUAGAACAAUAGUUGGAAUGGCGUAUUGUGAAUCUACUCUGUAACAAUAUAAAUUUUGUUAUUCAAGGUCAUGUUCUUCAAAACUGUUAUUAACAUACAUUAUAUACCAAAAAUGUCAAUUACAUAGGUUUAGACAAUAACAAAUGAAAAUUUUAAAC
This is a messenger RNA of Limulus polyphemus (Atlantic horseshoe crab), 942 nucleotides long. Its product is annotated as mitochondrial inner membrane protease subunit 1-like. NCBI's taxonomy places the organism in Eukaryota, Metazoa, Arthropoda, Merostomata, Xiphosura, Limulidae. Gene Ontology annotation, cellular component: membrane; mitochondrial inner membrane peptidase complex. Gene Ontology annotation, molecular function: serine-type endopeptidase activity. Bases 66 to 404 code for a protein of 112 amino acids. The transcript is spliced from 4 exons. The record is from RefSeq and is a predicted model, not a curated record.